GCCCUGACGUCAUCGGUGUGCGCCCACUGUAGCAACGAUGGUGAAGGACCCCGAGAUAGGUUCGCACGUGCCUUCUGGAGCCUCGCUUUCCGAACGGCUGGAAAGAAGAGGCCGCCGAGGAGCCGCCAUGCGGAGGCCCAACAUUCUCAUGACGGGUACUCCUGGUGUUGGGAAAACUACAUUAUGCAAAGAGAUAGCUUCAAGAACAGGUUUAACUUACAUCAAUGUGGGAGAUUUGGCCAAAGAAGGGGAAUUAUAUGAAGGCUUUGAUGAAGAAUAUGAAUGUCCAAUUUUGGAUGAAGACAGAGUAAUUGAUGAAAUGGAAGCUGAGAUGAGCGAUGGUGGUGUUAUUGUGGAUUAUCACAGUUGCGACUUCUUUCCUGAACGUUGGUUUAACAUUGUAUUUGUGCUUCGCACAGAAAACUCAUUCUUAUAUGACAGACUGGAGAGCAGAGGUUACAAAGGGAAAAAGCUACAAGACAAUAUUCAGUGUGAAAUUUUUCAGACUAUUUAUGAGGAGGCCAUGUCAUCAUAUAGGGAAGAAAUUGUACAUCAGUUGUCAAGUAAUACACCAGAGGACAUGGAACGGAAUUUAGAUCAGAUUAUACAAUGGAUUGAACAGUGGAUAAAAGAUAACAACUAACUUCUGAAUAUAUAAUAAGAGCAGUCAUAAAAAAUAAUCAAUGAAUUGACUGGUUGUAACAUAGUAAACUGUAUCUGCCCUUUCAGUCACAUAGGAGACAAUAUCUCAGAGGAAAAGCAAAUCACAUAGACCUUGGAAGAUUUAACAGUGUUGUGUCUCACUCAUCCCAGUUGGAAUCAAGUAAAUGCAGAAGCUAUAGAAUGAAGAAUGUUAAAAUCUCAUAUUUUUUUUUGGACCUGGGGCUCAUAUACCAACUUCAAAGUCAUAGGUAUAUUGUUCACCUUCUGAAAUGAAUUGUCUAGGUGUUAUGACUGCUAACACUUAAUAAUCCUUGUAAAAAUAUUAUUGGACUAUUACAAUAACUUUUUCUAAAUUCAGGGAUUACCGACAAUUGUAAAAAUAAUACAGAAUAUUAAGUUAUUUACAUAUUUCUCUUCUUUUGUAAAUAAGAAGUAGCUCUUAUUUUAAGGAGCAUCCACUAACAUUUAAAUAUUAGAGGUAUUUUGCAAGAUUUCAGGCAAAAGAAGACUGUAUUUAACUCUAUGACUAAAUUCAUGAUUGAAUCCAAUGUAAUGUUCUGAUUUGAAAUGGAUCUGUCAUUGUUGCAUAUAUGUCAUCCUUUUCCCCAUGAUAUUGAUAUAAUAAAUAUUAUCUGACUAUUGUUUUUCA
Anolis carolinensis (green anole) is the source of this 1312-nucleotide messenger RNA. It is a transcript of the gene ak6, whose product is annotated as adenylate kinase 6. The transcript is spliced from 5 exons. Bases 38 to 643 code for a protein of 201 amino acids. The record is from RefSeq and is a predicted model, not a curated record. NCBI's taxonomy places the organism in Eukaryota, Metazoa, Chordata, Lepidosauria, Squamata, Anolidae. Gene Ontology annotation, molecular function: AMP kinase activity; ATP hydrolysis activity; ATP binding. Gene Ontology annotation, cellular component: cytoplasm; nucleus.